Cynara cardunculus var. scolymus (artichoke) is the source of this 3219-nucleotide messenger RNA. RefSeq names its product plasma membrane ATPase 1-like. The coding region runs from base 129 to 3011 and encodes 960 amino acids. The record is from RefSeq and is a predicted model, not a curated record. Gene Ontology annotation, cellular component: plasma membrane. Gene Ontology annotation, biological process: proton export across plasma membrane; regulation of intracellular pH. The transcript is spliced from 22 exons. Gene Ontology annotation, molecular function: ATP hydrolysis activity; ATP binding; P-type proton-exporting transporter activity. NCBI's taxonomy places the organism in Eukaryota, Viridiplantae, Streptophyta, Magnoliopsida, Asterales, Asteraceae.
UGUCAGGAUCAGUCGACRAGGGGAAAUAGGAGGCUUUGUUUCUUUUUGUUGUCGGAGCUUGUUCUUAAGCUUCAAGAACAGACUCUUUAGCAAUUAAGGAUCGUGAUUGAAGCAUAAAAGGGGUUACCAUGGAAGAUGACAAGGCAGUUGCUCUCGAGGCAAUCAACAAAGAAGCUGUUGACUUGGAAAACAUACCAGUGGAAGAAGUUUUCGAAAAGUUAAAAUGCACAAAAGAAGGACUUAGUUCUGAUGAGGUUCAAAAGCGUUUGAAUAUGUUUGGCUACAAUAAGUUGGAAGAGAAAAAGGAGAAUAAAAUACUCAAGUUUUUGGGCUUCAUGUGGAAUCCUCUUUCUUGGGUGAUGGAAGCAGCAGCACUCAUGGCUAUCGCUAUGGCAAGAGGAGGGGACCAGCCUCCUGACUACCAUGAUUUUGGCGGCAUAUUGGUACUUCUGCUUAUUAACUCAACCAUAAGUUUCGUAGAGGAGAAUAAUGCCGGAAACGCAGCUUCAGCCCUCAUGGCUCGUUUGGCUCCAAAAGCUAAGAUUUUACGAGAUGGGAAAUGGAAAGAAGAGGAUGCAUGUGUGCUGGUACCUGGAGACAUCAUCAGUAUUAAGCUAGGAGACAUUAUUCCUGCUGAUGCACGUCUGCUUCAAGGAGAUCCUUUAAAGAUUGAUCAAUCGGCUCUUACAGGCGAAUCUCUACCGGUAUCCAAGAAUCCAGGUGAUGGGGUAUACUCAGGUUCGACAUGUAAACAAGGUGAAAUCGAGGCAGUUGUCAUUGCUACAGGAGUCCAUACCUUUUUUGGAAAGGCAGCUCAUCUUGUGGACAAUACUACACAUAUUGGGCACUUUCAGCAGGUUUUGACUGCAAUUGGGAACUUCUGCAUUUGCUCAAUCGCCAUAGGCAUGUUUAUUGAGUUGAUCGUCAUAUAUGCUCUUCAACAGAGGAGCUAUCGUCAAGGCAUUGAUAACCUUCUCGUGAUACUUAUUGGUGGUAUCCCAAUUGCAAUGCCAACAGUUCUAUCUGUCACAAUGGCAAUUGGUUCCCAUCGGUUAUCUCAACAGGGUGCCAUAACAAAGAGAAUGACAGCCAUCGAAGAGAUGGCGGGAAUGGAUGUGUUGUGUAGUGAUAAAACUGGCACCCUAACUCUCAACAAACUUUCGGUGGACAAAAAUUUGAUUGAGGUAUUUGCCACUGGUGUUGACAAAGACACAGUUGUUUUAAUGGCUGCUCGAGCAUCAAGAUUGGAAAACCAGGACGCCAUCGAUACUGCUAUAGUGUCAAUGCUGGCUGAUCCUAAGGAGGCACGAUAUGGAAUUACAGAAGUGCAUUUCCUUCCAUUUAAUCCCACUGAUAAGAGGACAGCUCUGACAUAUAUUGAUGGUGCCGGAAAGAUGCAUAGAGUGAGCAAAGGUGCACCAGAGCAGAUUUUGAAUCUGGCAAAGAACAAAUCUGAGAUUGAAAAUAGGGUACACACAGUUAUUGAUAAAUUUGCUGAACGUGGACUUCGAUCUCUUGGAGUAGCUCGCCAGGAAGUACCUGCAAAUAGCAAAGAUAGUCCUGGUGGUCCCUGGGAAUUUGUAGGUCUUCUUCCUCUUUUCGACCCACCUCGUCAUGACAGUGCUGAGACAAUUAGAAGAGCUUUAGACCUUGGAGUGAGUGUUAAGAUGAUCACGGGUGACCAAUUGGCCAUUGCUAAGGAGACCGGGAGACGGCUAGGAAUGGGAGUUAAUAUGUACCCUUCAUCAUCCUUGCUUGGUGGUCAUAAGGAUCAGCUAGUUGCAGCUCUACCAGUUGAUGAACUCAUUGAGAAAGCCGAUGGUUUUGCUGGUGUUUUUCCAGAGCACAAGUAUGAGAUUGUGAAGAUUCUGCAAAGUAAAAAGCACAUUUGUGGAAUGACUGGUGAUGGUGUGAAUGAUGCACCUGCAUUAAAGAUCGCCGACAUUGGAAUUGCUGUGGACGAUGCCACUGAUGCAGCUCGAAGUGCUUCUGACAUUGUUCUGACCGAACCCGGCCUCAGUGUCAUCAUUAGUGCAGUGUUAACAAGCCGUGCCAUCUUCCAGAGGAUGAAAAACUACACUAUAUACGCCGUUUCAAUCACUAUACGUAUUGUGUUGGGGUUUAUGUUGCUGACUGCCUUUUACGAAUUCAAUUUCCCUCCUCUUCUUGUUCUUGUCAUAGCUAUUCUGAAUGAUGGUACCAUCAUGACCAUUUCUAAAGAUAGAGUGAAGCCAUCUCCCAGCCCAGAUAGCUGGAAGCUCAGUGAAAUUUUCGCAACUGGAGUCGUUAUAGGCACUUACCUUGCGCUAAUGACCGUCAUCUUCUUCCAUUUGGCUAGUCGAACCAGUUUUUUUGCGAAUACCUUUCAUGUGGAUGACUUCAAUAAGCACGAAGGCCUUUUCACGGAAGACGUUUUGAACGCAAAGCUAGCAUCAGCCGUAUACCUUCAGGUCAGCACGAUCAGCCAGGCCUUAAUAUUUGUCACACGAUCAAGGGGUUGGUCUUUCAUGGAACGGCCAGGUCUUCUGUUGGUUGCUGCCUUCAUUCUAGCUCAACUGUUCGCCACCAUUAUGUCUGCAAAGUUGACAUGGGAUUUCGCUAAGAUUGGCGAGAUUGGCUGGGGUUGGACUGGCAUUGUAUGGUUGUAUAACAUCUUAAGCUACAUGCUGCUUGACCCUAUCAAAUUCGCGGUCAGAUAUGCACUUAGCGGGAGAGCAUGGGGACAUGUUAUCAACCGUAAGACGGCCUUCACCACGCAAAAGGACUUUGGUAGGGAAGCACGUGAAGCAGCAUGGGCAACCGAACAACGAACACUUCAUGGUCUUACAUCUGAAGCCAAGAUUUUUGCCGAAAACUACACAUUCAGAGACAUAAACAUGAUGGCAGAAGAAGCAAAGCGUCGUGCAGAGAUUGCAAGAUUAAGGGAAAUUCAUACUCUAAAGGGUAAAGUAGAGUCUUUCGCGAAGCUAAGAGGAUUAGAUAUCGAUGUCAACCCACAUUACACCGUCUGAUUAAUGGCCCGGCUGCAAAUUUAACUUCAUGGAAGUUAUUGUAAUUCUUCUGCUCGAAUUUGAUCGUGUGAAGCUCACUCGGAUGCACCAAAUCACUAAUAAAAAACAACUUUCUUUUUUCUUUUAUAAGACCACUUGUACUAUUGUUCUUGCUGCUAAAGAAUUAUGUUCUUUGUGUAAGAGUUAUGUAUCAUUUACGAAUGCAAGU